Messenger RNA from Vombatus ursinus (common wombat), 866 nucleotides. It is a transcript of the gene IL25, whose product is annotated as interleukin 25. Gene Ontology annotation, cellular component: extracellular region. Gene Ontology annotation, molecular function: cytokine activity. The record is from RefSeq and is a predicted model, not a curated record. The transcript is spliced from 4 exons. Lineage: Eukaryota; Metazoa; Chordata; Mammalia; Diprotodontia; Vombatidae. Bases 1 to 660 code for a protein of 219 amino acids.
AUGGGGAGAGGCGGCCCCCAGUCUGGGGAGGCUGAGCAGUGGCCGGAGCUGAGGUUUGAGAAAGCAAACCCGGCAACUUCCUUCUGCGCCAACGGCAUCCCUCAAGAUAGUGAUACCCUCCCAGAUGCUGUCGUGUUGAUAGGAAUUCUGGUGGUGGCCACAGGGACCCAGGCUCUGAACUUGAGGUUUCGGAGGGAUUGUAAUCAUCACCAUAGGUGCUGUUGCAACAAGGAGCAGGACUUUUCUGAGGAGUUGCUGAACUGGAACGGUAUGCCCUCUGCACCCAUUGAAGUCUCCAGAAACUUACAGCUCCCAAAUGUCAAGGUCCCUGAACCUGCCCAAUGUCAGGCCAGCCGAGAUGGGCCCCUCAAUUCAAGGGCCAUCUCUCCCUGGAGCUAUGAGUUGGACCGGGAUGAAAACCGGCUUCCCCAGGACUUGUAUCAUGCCCGCUGCCUGUGCCCUCAUUGCAUCAGCCUGCAUACAGGCUACAUGGACCACCGUGGGAACUCUGAGCUACUCUGGCACAACCAGACUGUCUUUUACCGGCGCCGGUGUCACGGUCAUGGCGAGCAGCCAGAAAGUGACUGUUAUUACCUAGAGCAGAAAGUCUACCCUGUCUCCUUUGCCUGCGUCUGUGUCCUGCCUCAGAUCAUGGCCUAGCCUGGGAGUCGGUGCCAGGAGACCCAGCUCCAUGCCUGGGGGAAUGCUGGAUGAGGACCAGUUUCUGGGCGUCAGGCUUUUCACCUGGAAACUUGGAGUGCAGGCAAAGAUAAUUGUGGUCAUUAGCACAACCGCCUUGUUCCAGGGCCAUGAGCCUGGUACUUCUGUGCCUUCCCUUUGCCAAAUCCACCUACUCACUAAACUCU